Molecule: messenger RNA, 4340 nt
Organism: Catharus ustulatus (Swainson's thrush)
Lineage: Eukaryota; Metazoa; Chordata; Aves; Passeriformes; Turdidae
Gene: ZBTB35
Product: zinc finger protein 131
Exons: 7
Coding region: 996-2846 (616 amino acids)
Biological process (GO): regulation of transcription by RNA polymerase II
Cellular component (GO): nucleus
Molecular function (GO): protein binding; DNA-binding transcription factor activity, RNA polymerase II-specific; RNA polymerase II cis-regulatory region sequence-specific DNA binding
Source: RefSeq, a predicted model, not a curated record
GUUACAAGCUCAUAAGCUAAGGCAGUGUUUCCGUGAGUCUUUCAAGGAAAUUGCACAGGCAGCUGAAGCGGUCCACUCUCUGUCCCUCAGUUGUGAGCCCACUCCUAGGUGGGAGUUUGGAUCACUUCUGUCUUCCUUGCCGCUUUGUUUUCCCAACCAUAUUUCUCACUCCUUCCUCCAAAGCAGUCAUGUUCUCACUGAACAUGUGUUGUUUUGUCAGGCCUUUUUGUGCAGUAUGACUGAGGUUUUUAAGAUGAGAAUAUCAAUGAAUGCUGCAACUGCAUUUAGUUACACAGUAAAUUCACAUUUUUUACUAGUUCUGUGUAAAUUAAUGAACUGUGUAAAAUGAAUUGUAUGUUUCUUACUAUGUUUUGUAAGCGUUCUAAGAAAAAAUGUUUUAUUAGAGUAUCUUGUGUUUUCUGGGCUAAGAUUACUCUAUUAUUUUGAGAUUUGGGGUGUUUCUUUGAAGAUAUCCCUACAGUCAGGUUGGAGUAAAGUGGAAAUCAUGGGAGGUGAAAAUCACGAGAUUUGGGGGUCACAUUUUUGCUUUAAGGCAUUAUGCUUUUAAUUCCAAGUCAUCUGCCCUUUUAUAAUGUGUCAAAAAUGGGCAAGAAGAAUUAAACUGUGAAGUAGGUAGCUGACACCUUCCCACAUUAGACUUUAUGUGAAAUACCAGAUGGGGAAAGAAAGGCAGGAACUUCCUUCUGGCUGUCUGUCUUAGACCCAUGAUUAUAGAUGAGGUGAAGAGAAUGCAGCUGCAGCAUUUGCUCCCUUCCACCUCAUCUUCCCCUGCAGGCUCCUCUGCCCACUCGAAGAUCCUGACAGUUGUUUCUGGUGUGAGAUAAGGAAUAAGAAGAAUUUCUUAAGGAAGGAUUUGCUUUGAUAUUGGAUCUUUGUGUACUGUCAAGCCUCUUCAACAAGAUGAGAGAUUUAAUCCAUGAAACAGAGAGCAGCCAACAAGCUCUGAGUAAUGUCCAGGUACUAGGCUUUUUGCCAUGGAAGCUGAGGAAACGAUGGAAUGUAUCCAGGAAUUCCCUGAACAUUAUAAAGUUAUUUUGGAUAGACUGAAUGAACAACGUGAGCAGGACCAGUUUACAGAUAUCACUCUGAUCGUCGAUGGUCACCAUUUUAAAGCUCAUAAGGCAGUUCUUGCUGCCUGUAGCCAGUUCUUCCAUAAAUUCUUCCAAGAUUUCACUCAGGAGCCUUUGGUGGAGAUUGAAGGUGUAAGUAACAUGGCAUUUCGUCACCUAAUUGAGUUCACCUAUACAGCAAAGCUAAUGGUACAAGGUGAGGAAGAAGCAAAUGAUGUUUGGAAAGCUGCAGAGUAUCUACAGAUGCUAGAAGCAAUCAAAGCACUUGAAAUCAGGAACAAAGAAAAUUCAUCACCCUUAGAACCAAAUGAAGCACAAGGUAAAAAUAAACCAAAAAAGAGGAAGAUUGCUGAAACCUCUAAUGUUAUCACAGAAACACUGCCAUCUGCAGAAUCAGAGCCUGUUGAAAUUGAGGUUGAGAUUGCUGAAGGGACAAUGAAAGUGGAAGAUGACAACAUUGAAACCCUUGAAGAAGUAGCUUCUGCAGAGCAAUCCAUAAAGUACAUACAGACAACAGGUACAUCAGAUGAAUCUGCUUUGGCUCUUUUGGCAGAUAUCACCAGCAAGUAUCGCCAGGGAGAGAGAAAAUGCCAGAUCCAAGAAGAAGGUGAUAGUGCAACUGACCCCUCGUGCAAACAGGUAGAAGGUAUUGAAAUUGUGGAACUUCAGCUGUCACACAUGAACAAUUUAUUCCACUGUGAGAAAUGUAACCGUUCAUUUAAAUUGUUUUACCAUUUUAAGGAACACAUGAAAACACACUCUACUGAGAAUUACAAGUGUGACAUAUGCAAUAAAAGAUACCUGCGAGAGAGUGCUUUGAAACAGCACCUCACCUGUUACCACCUUGAUGAAGGUGGUGCCAGCAAGAAGCAAAGACCUGGCAAGAAAAUACAUGUAUGCCAGUACUGUGACAAGCAGUUUGACCACUUUGGGCAUUUUAAAGAGCACCUUCGGAAGCACACAGGUGAAAAACCUUUUGAAUGUCCAAACUGCCAUGAACGUUUUGCUAGGAAUAGCACUCUCAAAUGUCACCUUACAGCCUGUCAGUCUGGAGCUGGUGCUAAAAAGGGAAGAAAGAAGCUGUAUGAAUGUCAGGUUUGUAACAGCGUGUUCAACAGCUGGGAUCAGUUCAAAGACCACUUGGUAAUACACACUGGUGACAAACCCAACCACUGUACCUUAUGUGAUUUGUGGUUUAUGCAAGGCAGUGAGCUGAGAAGGCAUCUCAAAGACAUGCACAAUAUUUCAGAACUCCUAGUGACAGAAGAGGUUCUUCCAGUGGAAGGUAUGGAAGCUGAACCAGUAACAUCAAUGACAAUAAUAGAACAAGUUGAGCAAGUGCAUGUCCUACCAGUAAUUCAGGUACAAGUGGAUCCUGCACAGGUAACUGUGGAACAGAUGCACCAGGAUCUCAUCCAGGACAAUCAAGUGAAAGGCACACAGAUGGAGGAACUACAGGAACAGGUGCAGAUUAGUUACCUGGAAGUUGAACACAUUCAGACUGAACAAGGUGCUGAAGUUCAUGUGGAGCAGUUACAUGUUGAGCACGUAAAUCAAAUACAGAUGGAAGAAGUACAGGCAGAACUUAUGGAUGGAACAGACCUUGAACAAGUAGAAUAUCAAAGUGUUGAUCAAGGAGAAGCAGAAGAAAAGGAUCAUAAUCAAGUGGAUGAUGCGGAUAAGGAACAUAAUGAGCAAGCUGAAGAUUUAAAAACACAGUUAGUGGACACACAAAAUGCAAAAGUGGAUGACUAGGACAAAUAAUGACACUGCAGUUUUAAGAAUGAAAUACCAAAUUAUUUUUGUUAACUUUUACAUUGGUUUUUGAACCGUCACUGGUCACCUUUCCAUAUACUGUCCAUAGGAAGCUGGACAAGUGGACCAAAAUUAGCUUUCUUCAUGUACAAUUAGACUUCUCUCAUAUGUGAAAAAUACUUCCCCAUUCAUGUAGUGCCAUGGAACAGAAACUACCACAGACACGGACAACUUUGUGAGAUUUCUAGCAAUGAAUAGCUUGUAUCAUUGUUACACCAUUCCUGGGCAUAAGUAAAAGUAAUUUCACCUCUUUUCCUCUUGCAGUAGAAGCAAAGUCUUGUAAAAAUCUGCAGGAUGUCUGUGGCAGGAGAAUCAGUAAAAUCUGAGGGGUUCUGCUGUAAGUGGCAAUUACGUACCUGUGAAUUUUUGGAUCUUAACUUUCAGGCUGGGCUAAAAGCACUGUUGCUGUAGGUCUCUGAGCACAAAAGUCCUGUGCCUUUUCAACACUGAGUGGUUAAAUUUCCACAAAGUUUCUAGAGUUUUUGAGAACUUAGUUCUGUAAAAGGCAAUGUAGGUAAUGUUAUAGUGCUUUAUAUUUUCGCUUGAAAUUGCCAGUUACUGAUUUUCUUUUUGCAUUAAAUUUAGAGGCGGGGGGCUGAGGGAGGGAACAGACUUCACUUGGAGACAGCAGGACACUCUAAAAGGAACACUUAAAAAUUGGAAAAGUGUGGUAGAGUCUGUGAUAAACAUGAUUUGGAAGAAAGCUACAAGCAGGCUCUUCUUUUAUAAAUAAUCAUUUUUUAAAAUGAAUACGUUUUAACAUAAACACAGAGACUUGUGUAUAUGGUAUCAGGUUCUUGGUUUUUUUUAAAUGAAAUUCUGACACUUGACAAAAAGAUGUGCUUCACUUGACAAAAAGAUGUGCUAAACAUAAAAGUAAAAGCCAUAGGUAUGAGUGCUAAACUGUGGAUUGAAAAGUAGAAGUGUAAAUAGUUUAAUCAAUAUUAGAAAAUAAAACAAUACAAACCAUUAAAUGUUGCAUUAUUUGUUUCAUCCAAUAUAUUAGGAACUACUGAGUGACUGGCAGUUAAGUGCCAAGUUCCAGUGUUAAGGAUCAAUCUCAUUUUUAAUAGGAUCAAUAGCUUUUUACUAUAAAGUUAGAUUUGUUUAGAAAAUGCUUGUCUAUGGUUAAGGAUGUUAAGAAUGUCUUAAUUACUGCUGGAGAUUAGAGGUGCUCUGAACUCCUGAAGAAAUUUUAUUUUCAAAGCCUUAAAUGAAGAGAAGAAUUUCUGCAAGGACAGUCCCUACUGCUCUUGGUAAUACUAUAGAUCUUAGUUAAAAUCAGGUUUUUCUACUCCAUCUUCAAAUGCGGAACUGUUUCCUUGGAUUUGUGCUUUUAUUUAGGUUCAUUCAAUAUUACUGUGUUUCAUCAUAGCCUUUGAGAAACUGUUGCAAAAGAAACAUGGAUCUCAAUUAAAAUUUCCAACAAUUUGA